This is a messenger RNA of Uloborus diversus, 4004 nucleotides long. Its product is annotated as CCR4-NOT transcription complex subunit 3-like. Gene Ontology annotation, biological process: nuclear-transcribed mRNA poly(A) tail shortening; regulation of DNA-templated transcription. The transcript has 15 exons. Gene Ontology annotation, cellular component: CCR4-NOT core complex; P-body; nucleus. The record is from RefSeq and is a predicted model, not a curated record. NCBI's taxonomy places the organism in Eukaryota, Metazoa, Arthropoda, Arachnida, Araneae, Uloboridae. The coding region runs from base 1 to 2076 and encodes 691 amino acids.
AUGUUAGUUUACAGUGCAACAAAUGCAAAUCAAAAAGAGAAAUAUGAAGCAGAUCUCAAAAAGGAAAUUAAAAAGCUUCAGAGGUUACGAGACCAAAUCAAGACUUGGUUAACAUCAAGUGAUAUAAAAGAUAAAAGAAGCUUACAGGAUGCUAGGAAACUCAUUGAAACUCAAAUGGAGAGGUUUAAAGUGGUUGAAAGAGAAACAAAAACGAAAGCAUAUUCAAAAGAGGGUUUGGGUGCAGCACAAAAACUAGAUCCUGCCCAAAAGGAGAGAGAUGAAAUUACUUGUUGGCUUACUUCUUGUAUAGAAUGUUUAAACAUACAAGUGGAUAAGUUUGAAUCUGAGAUAGACACCAUCAAUUUUAGCUUAAAAAAGAAGAAGAAUGAUAAAGAGAAGUUGGAUCGACUGGAUGAAUUAAAAGUUCGGAAUGGGAAACAUAAAUUUCAUAUCAAUCAACUUGAAACACUUUUGAGGAUGCUAGACAAUGGAACUGUAGAAGUAGAUCAGAUCAAAAAGAUAAAAGAUGAUGUGGAAUAUUACAGAGACUGUUCACAAGAUCCUGAUUUUCAAGAAAAUGAAUUCAUUUAUGAUGAUUUGAACUUAGAAGACCUGGAUGAUUAUUUAGCAAAACAGCAAGCAGCAUAUCAGCAAACUCAACUUGAUUUAAAGAAUGCGUUGCUAGAUGAAGAAAGCUCAGCUGCUCUAUCAAAUACUCCUACAUCCACCUGCUCUAACUCACCAAGUCACAGUCCAUGUUUAGGAAACCAUACUUUGAUCGAAAACUCUGUUGCAAAUUCAAAUCCAGAUUCCAGUUCUACUAUUCAGAAACCUGCCUCUCCUACUAAUACAAUCAGUGUGUCAUCAGAUAAUAGUAGUCCACUUUUUCCUCACUCAAAUUUCCAUAACAGUCAACCUGUGAUAAAUUCUCAAGCAUCUUCAACACCAUAUGCAACUGCUGCCGCUGGAAUGCCCAAUAACCAUUACAAAAUGUCCAAUAAUCAUGAAAACGCUUGGUCAUCUUCAAACUCUGUUGAUGAAGAAUUUGCUAAUGAUGUAAAUACAAAAACUUUUCAUUGUUCCAAUUCAACAUCCGAUGUAACGCAUAACAAUACCAGCCAUUCAUCUAAAUCAUCUGCACCUGUAAGUAAUUCUUGGACUGAUUCCAACUAUCGAUAUAGAUUUCAAGAUGGGGAGUCUUCUUCAGAAUUGUCAUGUGAAAAUGGUGAUCAACCAGUGUUUAGUAACAGUGAUAGUCAGCUGCAUUCUGUUUCUAGUGUUCGGAAAAGUGCAAAUUCCUCUUUAAACUGCCAAAAUGAUUCAUCAAGGUCAUCAUUUGGUUCAUCAACAACAUUAAAUGCUUCGUCAAAUUCUGUGAUCUUGGAUGAUGCACAAUCCACUUUAAAAAACCUUGCUGAGAGAGCUGUUUUAAAUUCUGGUAUCAAUAAUCACAUUCAUAAUCUGCAGUUUUCAGCUAUACAAAGCAAAGGCACUCAAAUAACGCACAAUGUUUUAGGAAACAAUGUUAAUGAUGUGUACAAUGAUACUUCCUUGCCAUCUUCAUCUAACUUAUCACCUACAAUAUGUUCUGAAAUUAAUAUAUCUCAAAUAUUUGGUGAAAUACCUCAAAAUUAUUUUUCUCCUGAGCAUGCUCAGAGUUUACGUAUCCUGGAUUCAGCCUAUAAGCAUUUACCCCUUCCAAUGGAUUCUCAAAAACACAGGUAUCAAAGUCCUGGUUGCCCGGCAACAACACCUGAUUAUUAUCCGACAAAUGUGUCUAAUAGCAACUCCAUGGAAUUUUUUCAGCGAUUAUCUACUGAAACAUUAUUUUUUAUAUUUUAUUUUCUCCAGGGUACAAAAGCUCAAUAUUUAGCAGCAAGAGCGUUGAAAACAAAAUCUUGGCGUUUUCAUACUAUGUUUAUGAUGUGGUUUCAAAGGCAUGAGGAGCCAAAAACAAUUACUGAUGAAUAUGAACAGGGAACAUAUAUUUAUUUUGACUUUGAAAAAUGGGCACAAAGGAAGAAAGAAGGUUUUACUUUUGAGUACAAGUAUUUAGAAGAUAGAGAUUUAAAUUGAAGAAAAUCAUUCAAAUGCUUAGUUAAUGGAAUCGAAUCAUUGACUUCUUAACUAAUUUUUACAAAUUCAAGAGUUUUUAAGGUCUCAAAAAAAUCUGUAAAUACAGGACUAUUUUUGGCCUGGGUGUUGUUGAUUGUAAAGUAAACUUAUGUUCAAUGAAAAUAAGAAACAAAACAAUAAUAUAUUGAUAACUUGUUAAGAAUCGAGGUUUUGCACUAGGAAUGAAACGUUUUAAUGUUGAAUCUGUGCAUGCUGGCAGCUAAAUGUCCUUUGAAAUGACUUGCCCAAGAUUCAACGUUGGAAUCAUCAAGUACUAACUUUUACAAUUUGCAAAGUCUCAUGUCAUUUUUACGUCUUCUUUUUUAGUAAUGAAGAGGUUUUGAUAGAAUCUAAUUUUAAGUCUCAUAUAUGUCGUAACAUAUCGUUUACCCACAAAAAGCAUUUUGAUGGAUGAUAGUCUGAAAAGUAAACAUGUUAAAAUUCUUUGAAACUAAUAUUCUGUAAUGCUUAUGCACAAUUGUUGUGUUUCUUAAUGAUCUCAAUCCCAUCAAGAGUUUUUAAAAUUGCAAAAAUUUAACACUAAAUGUAACAAAUAUCAACUUAAUUCAUAAAUUAUGUUUAACAUUUUAAAUAAUUUAAAGUAAACAAGUUGAUUUAGAUUAACUCUUACUCUUUAAUGUUUAAAACACUUUCAUUGAUUUUUUAAAUAUUACAUGGUUUAAAAAAAUAAUACUAUGAAUGUUAUAUUUUUUCAAGGGGAAGUGAUUUUUUUUUUUUUAAGCUUAAUUUUCAAUUUAAACCACUGUUAUAGUUUAACCAUUUAAAUGCCAUGAGGUUCUUAAGCUAGUACCCCUUGCCAGUCUGUGGUGUUUGACAUAUGAUGCAAAUGGGAAGCCACAGAAUUUUUUUUUUUUUUUUUUAAUUUUUUCCCUUAACAAAAUUAGUGUAACUCUUGUUAAAACUUUUUCCUUUUUGGCCCAUCAUUUGUACUAGAAGCAUUUUGGUCUUAGGAGUCAGGGUGUAUAACAGAAUUGUCAGGCUUUUUAACCUUAGAUUUAUCUAGAAUUUGCUUACUUUCAAAAAAAUUGUCAGUUCUGAGGCUAAAGAAUUAAGUGGGGUCAACGUUGAAACCUAUAUUUUGAGCACAAUAUUUUACUGGUACAAAUGUUAAUUCACUCUGGUCCCAAUAUUUUUUUUCCUCCAAUUCCAAAUUUGAAAAUAAAGAAUGCCUUUGUAAUUAUUGUGCUUUUUAUGAAAAAGAAACUCAAACUGCCAGUACUCUUUUCUAUGAAACACAGGGUAUCAACUAAAUGUUUAAAUCUGCACGUUGUAGCUGCCCUGCAGGGAUUAAUUUUGUAUAUAAAAAAAGCUUGCUCAUGACGUCUAAGAUACAUGUUGUUAAUAUUCAUCAUGUUACUUAAAAUAUUCACAUCAUUUUAAUAUUAUGAAACUGUUAUAAGAAAAGAGUGAGUGCUAUUAAUAUUAUAAAAAAAUAAAUAAAGAUUUAUUAUUCAUGUCUUGUAAAAAGGAAAAUACCCAAACUUAUGUUUUUGUUAUGUUUAACAUUAAUGUGUAAAGCAUUUAACACUAUUCAAUAUGGUUGUUAAAAUGAGCAUAAUGCUGUUCAAACUAUUCUUGCAACUUUAAAACUGGAAAAGGUUUUUUUUCUUUUUAAAUGACAAAAUGAUAUAUUACUUUUGCAAACUGUUUCAACCUAGAGCAAAACAGAACAUUGUUUUCAUUGUAUUUGUACAGGCGCACAUUAUUCUUAUUUUUGUACAGAAAAACAUUUGUUUUUUGCCAAGUCUUCCUGGUGGAUCUGAUGAAAUCUGAUUUUACCCACUUGGCUUUUGUAAAUAUUGAUGAAUUAUAAUGACAGCCAAGGCUUUAUAAGUUCUGUCAGAGAAAUAAAAACUCGUGAAGCUUAA